GGCGGGGCCGCAGCGUCCUGGACCAGCGCCUGGACCCUGGCUGGUCUCGCAAUGGAGACGGCUGGAUCCGAGGGACGCUUGACUUUCAGGGAUGUGGCUAUAGAAUUCUCAUUGGCGGAGUGGAAAUGCCUGAACCCUGCGCAGAGGGCUUUAUACAGGGAAGUGAUGUUGGAGAACUACAGGAACCUGGAGGCUGUGGGAUUGACUUCUAAAGACUGUUGGUACAUGAGGAAGAAACCCGGAAGAGGAAGAGGAAAGCAAAGGAGUCAGGGAUGGCUCUUCCUCAGGGUCUGUUGACAUUCAGGGAUGUGGCCAUAGAAUUCUCUCAGGAGGAGUGGAAAUGCCUGGACCCUGCUCAGAGGACUCUAUACAGGGACGUGAUGCUGGAGAAUUAUAGGAACCUGGUCUCCCUGGAUAUCUCUUCCAAAUGCACGUUGAAGGAGGUCUCAUCAACAGCACAAGGCAAUACAGAGGUGAUCCACACAGGGACAUUGCAAAGACAUGAACGUCAUCACAUUGGAGAUUUUUGCUUCCAGGAAAUGGAGAAAGAUAUUCAUGAUUUUGAGUUUCAGUGGAAAGAAGAUGAAAGAAAUAGCCAUGAAGCACCCAUGACAGAAAUCAAAGAGUUGACAGGUAGUACAAACCGACGUGAUCAAAGGCAUGCUGAAAACAAGCCUAUUAAAGAUCAGCUUGGAUUAAGCUUUCAUUCGCAUCUGCCUGAACUCCACAUAUUUCAGACCGAAGGGAAGAUUGGUAAUCAAGUUGAGAAGUCUGUCAACAAUGCUUCCUCGGUUUCAACAUCCCAAAGAAUUUCUUGUAGGCCUAAAACCCACAUUUCUAAUAACUAUGGGAAUAAUUUCCUGAAUUCUUCAUUACUCACACCAAAGCAGGAAGUACACAUGAGAGAAAAAUCUUUCCAAUGUAAUGAGAGUGGCAAAGCCUUUAAUUAUAGCUCAGUCUUAAGGAAACAUCAGAUAAUCCAUUUAGGAGCGAAACAAUAUAAAUGUGAUGUGUGUGGCAAGGUCUUUAAUCAAAAGCGAUACCUUGCAUGUCAUCGUAGAUGUCACACUGGCAAGAAACCUUACAAGUGUAAUGAUUGUGGCAAGACCUUCAGUCAGGAGUUAACCCUUAUAUGCCAUCAUAGACUUCAUACUGGAGAGAAACAUUACAAGUGCAGUGAGUGUGGCAAGACCUUCAGUCGAAAUUCAGCCCUUGUAAUUCAUAAGGCAAUUCAUACUGGAGAGAAAUCUUACAAGUGUAAUGAAUGUGGCAAGACCUUCAGUCAAACGUCAUACCUUGUAUACCAUCGUAGACUUCAUACUGGAGAGAAACCUUACAAAUGUGAAGAAUGUGACAAAGCUUUCAGUUUCAAAUCAAACCUUGAAAGACAUAGGAAAAUUCAUACUGGAGAGAAACCUUACAAGUGUAAUGAAUGCAGCAGGACCUUUAGUCGGAAGUCAUCCCUUACACGCCAUCGUAGACUUCAUACUGGAGAGAAACCUUACAAGUGUAAUGAUUGUGGCAAGACCUUCAGUCAGAUGUCAUCUCUUGUAUACCAUCAUAGACUUCAUACUGGAGAGAAACCUUACAAAUGUGAAGAAUGUGAUGAAGCUUUCAGUUUCAAAUCAAACCUUGAAAGACAUAGGAGAAUUCAUACCGGAGAGAAACCUUACAAGUGUAAUGAUUGUGGCAAGACCUUCAGUCAGACAUCAUCCCUUGUAUACCAUCGUAGACUUCAUACUGGAGAGAAACCUUACAAAUGUGAAGAAUGUGAUGAAGCUUUCAGUUUCAAAUCAAACCUUGAAAGACAUAGGAUAAUUCAUACUGGAGAGAAACUUUACAAGUGUAAUGAAUGUGGCAAGACCUUUAGUCGGAAGUCAUCCCUUACACGCCAUCGUAGACUUCAUACUGGAGAGAAACCUUACCGGUGUAAUGAGUGUGGCAAAGCCUUUCGUGGACAGUCAGCACUUAUUUACCAUCAGGCAAUCCAUGGUAUAGGGAAACUUUACAAAUGUAAUGAUUGUCACCAAGUCUUUAGUAAUGCUACAACCAUUGCAAAUCAUUGGAGAAUCCAUAAUGAAGAGAGAUCGUACAAGUGUAAUAGAUGUGGCAAGUUUUUCAGACAUCGUUCAUACCUUGCAGUUCAUUGGCGAACUCAUAGUGGAGAGAAACCUUACAAAUGUGAAGAAUGUGAUGAAGCUUUCAGUUUCAAAUCAAACCUUCAAAGACAUAGGAGAAUUCAUACUGGAGAGAAACCUUACAGGUGUAAUGAAUGUGGCAAGACCUUUAGUCGGAAGUCAUACCUUACGUGCCAUCGUAGACUUCAUACUGGAGAGAAACCUUACAAGUGUAAUGAGUGUGGCAAGACCUUCGGUCGAAAUUCAGCCCUUGUAAUUCAUAAGGCAAUUCAUACUGGAGAGAAACCUUACAAGUGUAAUGAGUGUGGCAAGUCCUUCAGUCAGAAGUCAUCCCUUACAUGCCAUCGUAGACUUCAUACUGGAGAGAAACCUUACAAAUGUGAAGAAUGUGAUGAAGCUUUCAGUUUCAAAUCAAACCUUCAAAGACAUAGGAGAAUUCAUACUGGAGAGAAACCUUACAAGUGUAAUGAAUGUGGCAAGGUUUUUAAUCGAAAAGCAAAACUUGCACGUCAUCAUAGAAUUCAUACUGGAGAGAAACAUUAGAAAUAUGAAGAAUGUGACUAAGUUUACAGUUGCAAAUCAAGUCUCGAAAGACAGGAGAAUUCAUACUGGAGAGGCAGCUUACAAAUGUAAGAGUUUGUGACAAGAAUCUCGGGCGUGAUUCACACCUGGCACAACAAACUAGAAGUCACACUGGAGAGAAACCUUACAAGUGUACUGAGUGCGGCAAAGCCUUUAGUGGGCAGUCAACACUUAUUCACCAUCAGGCAAUCCAUGGUAUAGGGAAACUUUACUAAUGUAAUGAUUCUCACAAAGUCUUCAGUAACACUACAACCAUUGCGAAUCAUUGGAGAAUCCAUAAUGAAGAGAUAUUUUAAAAGUGUAAUAAAUGUGGCAAAUUUUUCAGACAUUGUUCAUACCUUGCAGUUCAUCGGGAAACUCAUGCUGGAGAGAUCUUACAAAUGUCAUGAUUGUGGCAAGGUCUUCAGUCUAGCUUCAUCUUAUGCAAAACAGGAGAAUUCAUACAGGAGACAAACUUCACAAGUACGAUUGUGGCAAAGCCUUUACUUCAUGUUCACACCUAAUUAGACAUCAGAGAAUCCAUACUGGACAGAAAUCUUACAAAUGUCAUCAGAGUGGCAAGGUCUUCAGUCCGAGGUCACUCCUUGCAGAAUAUCAGAAAAUUUAUUGUUGAGAUGAUAGUUCCAAAUGCAAUGAGUAUAGCAAACCAUCAAGCAUUCAUUGACGUUAGAGUCAAUUCAGCACUGACUUGAGUUUGAGUUGACUUAACAUUGAGUUCAAGCAUUAAUUGACAUUAAAGUGUUUAUGUUAAGAAGAUUGGGCCAGGCGGGGUGGCCUGUAAUCCCAGCACUUUGGGAGGCCAAGACCAAUAGAUCACUUGAGGUCAGGAGUUUGAAACCAGACUGGCCAAAACAUGAGUCACUUUUCCCAGCCUGUAUUUUGUUUCUUUAAUAAAAACUGUUGGGGGUU
Molecule: messenger RNA, 3629 nt
Organism: Nomascus leucogenys (northern white-cheeked gibbon)
Lineage: Eukaryota; Metazoa; Chordata; Mammalia; Primates; Hylobatidae
Gene: ZNF845
Product: zinc finger protein 845
Exons: 5
Coding region: 273-2681 (802 amino acids)
Biological process (GO): regulation of DNA-templated transcription
Source: RefSeq, a predicted model, not a curated record